Molecule: messenger RNA, 866 nt
Organism: Phoenix dactylifera (date palm)
Lineage: Eukaryota; Viridiplantae; Streptophyta; Magnoliopsida; Arecales; Arecaceae
Source: RefSeq, a predicted model, not a curated record
UUAUUCCUUUCCUCUCGUAGCCGACGCGAGUUCACAGUUUCCGUCACAGCGUUCGGAUGGCGAUGAGAUUCUCCGUUGUGUUCGCCGUCGGUGUGGCUCUAUUGCUUGCCGUCGCUUCGCCGGCGGGCGGUUCGCUGCUGCCGUUCUUGGACCGGGGCGGGAGCCCGCUGUUGGAGCGGUUCCCGGACCCGUUCCGAAUGCUGGAGCACGUGCCUUUCGUGCUGGACCGGGAUGACGUGGCGGCUGUCUCCCACGCCCGGGUCGACUGGAAGGAGACCUCCGACGCCCAUCAAAUCAUGAUCGACGUCCCCGGGUUAAAGAGGGAGGAGCUAAAGAUAGAGGUGGUGGAGAACCGGGUUCUGAGGGUGAGUGGCGAGAGAAAGAAAGAGGAGGAGAAGAAGGGGGAGCAAUGGCACUACGUGGAGCGCUCCUACGGCAAGUUCUGGAGGCAAUUCCGGUUGCCGGAGAACGCCGAUGUCGACAAGGUGUCGGCGAAGCUAGAGGACGGCGUGCUGACCGUGACGCUGCCGAAGCUGGCGCCGGACCAGAUCAAGGGCCCCAGGGUGGUGAGCAUUGCCGGUGGCGAAGCAGAGAAGGAGAAGCUAGGAGGAGCCCCUGAGGCCAAGAAGGUUGAGCUCUGAACCGAGCUCGUCAGCGACUUCUUUUGGUUCAUGUUCUGCUGAGUGUCAUCAAUAUGUUUGAUACUGUCAAGAUGAAAAAUAUUAAAUGGUAUCUUGUGCAUGUAUUUAGGAUGGUCAUUCCCUUGGCUGGAUGCAUGGGAGACUGGCCGUCGUAAUGUGAAUCUUUUUUGUUUUCCGUCACCUUUUGGCCAUCUUUGCAACGAACGUUUCUUCUUGGGAAGUUGC